AUGUUAACUGCGGUGCUGGCAUCAUGGGAGGGAUGGUCACAUUUCUUCUCUUCUUYUUGUCCCAUUUUACCAGCUCAGUGCCUUCUGCUCCUUGCUUCCCUGCUCAUCUUGGCUGCACCGGGCCACUCUGUGCAUAUACAAACCCUUAACACCUUCAAGAAAUCUCCCUCCAAGAAUCCAUCGAGUGCUCUGGAGAGAAGCACUUGGCCCAGGGACUGCAGUGAGGUCCCUGCUGGCAGCCCCAGUGGUGUCUACAUCAUCCAGCCCAUGGGACUGCACCCCAUCAARGUGUACUGCGAGAUGAGUGGGGCAGACGGGGGCUGGACCGUCAUCCAGAGGAACCGGCAGGACACGGACAUCACCUGGGCUGAGUCCUGGAGCACCUACAAGCACGGCUUUGGGAACAUGCACRCCGAGUUCUGGCUGGGCACUGAGUACAUCCACCAGAUCACCAGGCAGAAGGUCUACCAGGUCAGGUUUGUCAUCUGGGAUGCUGCAAACAACAUGAAGUUYGCAGACUACAACCUGUUCAGCCUGGACAAUGAGUCCCAGGGCUACCGGCUGAGGCUGGGAGCGCAUUCAGGAACAGCWGAGGAUGCCAUGGAUUCUGACAAUCCCAGGAAAGUGCACAACAACAUGAAGUUCUCCACGAAGGAUCGGGAUCAGGACACUUACAGAGGGAACUGUGCCUCCCGCUAUGGAGGUGGGUGGUGGUACUCAGCGUGUUACUCUGUGCGUCUGAACGCCAAGGGGGGCCUGACAUGGGGCAAYCUGUGCCGGGGGAACUGCAGAGCCUCAGCCAUCCUCAUCAAACCAGCUCCAUACCACUAG
This is a messenger RNA of Malurus melanocephalus (red-backed fairy wren), 831 nucleotides long. Its product is annotated as fibrinogen-like protein 1-like protein. The record is from RefSeq and is a predicted model, not a curated record. The coding region runs from base 1 to 831 and encodes 276 amino acids. The transcript is spliced from 2 exons. Lineage: Eukaryota; Metazoa; Chordata; Aves; Passeriformes; Maluridae.